AUGCCGCGCGGCGCCGCCCGCCCCGCGCCGCCAUGGAGGCGGCGGGCGCAGCCGGAGAUCCCGGCCCCGCCGCCGGCGCCGCCCGGCCCCGCUCCCGCUGAGCCCCGCGCGCCCCUCGCCCUGCAGCAUGAGCGGCGGCGGCGGCGGGUCCUCGGCACCCGGCCGCUUCGCCGACUACUUCGUCAUCUGCGGACUGGACACCGAGACCGGGCUGGAGCCGGACGAGCUCUCCGCUUUAUGCCAGUAUAUACAGGCCUCUAAAACCCGAGAUGGUGGCAGCCGUUUCAUUUCAAGUGCAACAGAAGGGGAAAACUUUGAACAGACUCCGUUAAGACGCACAUUUAAAUCCAAAGUUCUUGCUCGCUAUCCUGACAAUGUUGAAUGGAAUCCUUUUGACCAGGAUGCAGUGGGAAUGCUGUGUAUGCCUAAAGGGCUUGCUUUCAAGACACAAGCAGAUUGCAGAGAGCCGCAGUUCCACUCUUUCAUUAUCACUCGUGAGGAUGGCUCGAGGACAUUUGGAUUUUCUCUCACGUUUUUUGAGGAAGUCACUAGCAAACAGAUCUGCAGUGCAAUGCAGACCCUGUAUCACAUGCACAAUGCUGAAUAUGACAUUCUCCACACCCCUCCCAGCAAUGACAAGGAGAGCUGCAGCAGCACUGGGGACUGCAAUGGCACCUCUGUCUCAAAGCUACAGCGGUUUAACUCCUAUGACAUCAGCAGAGACACUCUCUAUGUCUCAAAGUGCAUUUGUCUGAUUACUCCAAUGUCUUUCAUGAAAGCUUGUAAGAAGGUUCUGGAACAGCUUCACCAAGCAGUGACUUCACCUCAGCCACCGCCGCUACCUUUAGAAAGCUACAUCUACAAUAUUCUCUAUGAGGUUCCUCUCCCUCCAGCAGGAAGGUCAUUGAAAUUUUCAGGUGUUUAUGGACCAAUUAUCUGCCAGAGGCCAAGCACCAAUGAACUACCAUUGUUUGAUUUUCCUGUUAAAGAAGUUUUUGAAUUGCUUGGAGUAGAAAAUGUGGUUCAACUCUUUACCUGUGCCCUUUUGGAGUUUCAGAUACUGCUUUAUUCACAGCAUUAUCAGAGGCUGAUGACAGUGGCAGAGACCAUCACAGCACUAAUGUUUCCAUUUCAGUGGCAGCAUGUGUAUGUUCCUAUCCUUCCAGCAUCCCUCCUUCAUUUUCUAGAUGCUCCUGUCCCUUACCUCAUGGGCUUGCACUCUAAUGGACUGGAUGAUAGGUCUAAGCUGGAACUUCCUCAAGAGGCUAACCUGUGCUUUGUGGAUGUAGACAACCAUUUCAUUGAGCUGCCAGAAGAUCUACCCCAGUUUCCAAAUAAACUUGAGUUCAUUCAGGAAAUUUCAGAGAUACUGAUGGCUUUUGGAAUUCCACCUGAGGGAAACCUGCACUGCAGUGAAAGUGCCUCCAAGAUGAAGAGCCUCAGAGCAUGUGACCUGGUUUCUGAUAAAAGAAAUGGGAACAUAGCAGGAUCACCUCUGAAUUCCUAUGAGCUGCUAAAGGAAAAUGAGACGAUUGCAAGACUCCAAGCACUUGUUAAAAGAACAGGUGUGAGUCUGGAAAAGCUGGAGGUACGAGAAGAGACCAGUAGCAAAAAGGAUCUUAAAAUUCAGUGUGAUGAAGAAGAAUUCAAGAUUUACCAGCUGAACAUUCAGAUUCGGGAAGUUUUUGCCAACCGCUUCACACAAAUGUUUGCAGAUUAUGAAGUGUUUGUCAUUCAGCCCAGUCAGGACAAGGAAUCCUGGUUUACAAACAGAGAACAGAUGCAAAACUUUGAUAAAGCUUCUUUCUUGUCCGACCAGCCUGAACCUUACUUGCCUUUCCUCUCAAGAUUCCUGGAGACCCAGAUGUUUGCAUCCUUCAUUGACAAUAAGAUUAUGUGCCAUGAUGAAGAUGACAAAGACCCUGUUUUGAGAGUUUUUGAUUCUAGGGUGGAUAAAAUCAGGCUGCUGAACGUCAGGACACCGACUCUGCGCACAUCUAUGUACCAGAAGUGCACAACCAUUGAUGAGGCUGAGAAAUCUAUUGAAUUAAGGCUGGCAAAAAUAGAUCACACUGCAGUUCACCCGCACUUGCUGGACAUGAAAAUUGGACAAGGGAAAUAUGAGCUUGGAUUUUUUCCUAAGCUUCAGUCUGACGUUUUAUCCACUGGCCCAGCAAGCAACAAGUGGACAAAGAGGAACGCUCCUGCUCAGUGGAGGCGCAAGGACAGACAGAAGCAGCACACGGAGCACCUGCGUCUGGACAACGACCAGAGAGAGAAGUACAUCCAGGAAGCCAGGAACCUGGGCAGCACCAUCCGGCAGCCCAAGCUCUCCAACCUCUCUCCAUCAGUAAUUGCACAAACAAACUGGAAGUUUGUAGAAGGCUUGUUGAAGGAAUGCAGAAAUAAGACUAAGAGGAUGUUGGUUGAGAAAAUGGGUCGAGAAGCUGUGGAGCUUGGUCAUGGUGAAGUGAAUAUCACAGGAGUGGAAGAGAACACCCUGAUUGCCAGUCUGUGUGACCUCUUGGAAAGAAUAUGGAGCCACGGUCUGCAAGUCAAACAGGGAAAGUCUGCUCUGUGGUCUCAUCUGUUACAUUACCUAGAGAACAGACAAAGAAGAACCACAUCAGGCAGCUUCAGUACCUCAGGAAUACUUCUUGAUUCAGAAAGACGGAAGUCUGAUACAAGUCCAGCCAUGUCACCUCUCAGAAUCUCUCUCAUCCAGGAUAUGAGGCAUAUCCAGAACAUAAGUGAGAUCAAAACAGAUGUUGGCAAGGCCAGAGCCUGGGUUCGCCUCUCUAUGGAGAAGAAGUUGCUCUCUAGGCAUCUGAAACAGUUGCUAUCAGAUCAUGAACUCACAAAAAAGCUCUACAAGCGUUACGCGUUCCUGCGCUGCGAUGAUGAGAAGGAGCAGUUCCUCUAUCAUCUCCUGUCAUUCAAUGCUGUGGAUUACUUUUGCUUUACCAAUGUUUUCACAACAAUCUUGAUACCAUACCAUAUCUUGAUUGUUCCCAGCAAGAAACUCGGUGGCUCAAUGUUCACAGCCAAUCCUUGGAUCUGUAUUUCGGGAGAACUGGGUGAAACAGGAGUCCUACAGAUUCCCAGGAACAUAUUAGAAAUGACUUUUGAGUGCCAGAACCUGGGAAAGCUGACCACAGUGCAAAUAGGACAUGAUAAUUCAGGGCUGUAUGCCAAGUGGCUUGUGGAAUAUGUUAUGGUCAGAAAUGAAAUAACAGGGCAUACUUACAAGUUUCCCUGUGGAAGGUGGCUUGGGAAGGGGAUGGAUGAUGGCAGCUUGGAGAGGAUCCUGGUGGGAGAGCUGCUGACUUCGCACACGGAGGCUGAUGAGCGGCAGUGCCGGACCCCUCCCCUGCAGCAGUCUCCCAGUAUGAUCAGGAGAUUUGUCACCAUCUCACCAAACAAUAAGCCAAAGUUAAAUACUGGUCAGAUACAAGAAGCAAUUGGUGAAGCUGUUAAUGGUAUUGUCAAGCAUUUCCACAAGCCAGAGAAAGAGAGAGGCAGCCUGACCCUGCUGCUGUGUGGAGAGAGUGGACUCGUUUCAGCUCUGGAGCAAGUGUUCCAGCAUGGAUUUAAAUCACCGAGACUCUUCAAGAACGUCUUCAUUUGGGACUUCUUAGAAAAAGCACAAACAUACUAUGAGACCCUUGAGCAGAGCGAGAUGGUCCCAGAAGAGAACUGGCAGACAAGGGCCAGGAAUUUCUGUCGCUUUAUCACUGCUAUCAACAACACCCCUAGGAACAUUGGGAAGGAUGGCAAGUUUCAGAUGCUGGUGUGUCUUGGAGCCAGAGACCACCUCUUGCACCACUGGAUCGCCCUGCUUGCAGACUGCCCCAUUACAGCCCAGAUGUACGAGGACAUGGCCCUGAUUAAGGAUCACACGCUGGUGAAUUCUUUGAUUCGGGUGCUGCAGACCUUGCAGGAGUUCAACAUCACCCUGGAGGCAUCUCUUGUCAAAGGAAUCGACAUCUGACCUCCUGUGCCACAGCAAAAACUGUCUUUACAAACACAACAAAAAGCAACAAGGAGUGAAUCUCGUUAGUAUGCAAAAGUUCUGUCUUGCCAGUACAUUGUAUCGUGAACUUGUUCAUGGCCCAGAAAUGCAACUUUGACUUUUCUUGAAGGAAACUCCAGAAAUAGUACAGGCAAAUGGAUAGAAGCUGUAAACUCAAUGUAAAAAAGAGGAUUUUGGUAUAAAUCUAUUUUAGAGUUUAUUUGCUGAUUUGCUUUUUACACACUUUCAUGUGAAAGAGAUAGAGAUGAGUAUUGUGCAGCUUAUUUUAAAGCUGCAGUAUUUCCUUGCCAUAGAAAAUGUGCAGUGAGCCUUUCAGCAUUCUGUGAACUUGCCUUCAGACAUGCUGUAUGUCAUAGACCCCAGUGUAUACACUCCAUUUCUGCUGAGAAGGUCAUUCUAUAGUUUUUAAACUAAUAUUUUAUAUAUUAACAUUAUUACCAAUGUUUGAUUUUUAAGGUGUUGGGUCAUGUUCUGCUGCAAGGGAACUACAGAUCUGAUCUGUGCUUUUAAUAGCUCCAAAGCACUGAUUUGUCAACAAUUAUUUUUUUUUCCUUUAUUUUUGUUGUCAGUAUUAUUUUUAGUGAAAUCCAGGAGACUGAACCAUGAGAUGUCCAGAGAUCAAAGUAAUAUUUUUCAUAUUGGUACGUAAUUGCACAGAAGAAGAAAUUAAGUCUGUUUUUUAACUGAUGUUUUUUAUUUAUUUAACCUAUCAUUGUGUUUUGUAAGUUUGUCUUUAAAAAAAAAAAUCUUCUAUGAUACAGCUGGCUAUAUUAUGUUGCAAUUCAGAAUUUACAGUGUAGCCCACUUAAAUGAAAAACCUGGAAUAAUUGUUCAUAACACAAGAACAUUUCCACUUAAACCAGCCUUUUAAAGCUUGGUGUAUGGUUGCUGCUGGUAAUUCUCUUAACUGCUAAUAAAGAGGGACACGAGUUCCCCAGAUGCCAGAUGACUAAAUAAAGAUCUUUAUGUCCCAUCUGAAAUAAUAACAGUAUACCUUACUAACAAGUAUAAGCAUUUCUUAAUGUUUCUGAAAGGACAGUGGUAUUAAGGUUUUUUGCUUUCCUUUUGAGUGCAUAUGUCCAUUGUCACAAUCUGCUUCAUUUGGGAUGCUUUUGUUUUUAGCAAAGAAAGUUAAGUCCAUUUCUGCUAUGAAACACAAACGUUUUGAAAGCUUAAUUUAUUGGAGAUCUGGAACUUGGCAAAUGCCUAAAGGCAUCUCUGUUCAUUUGAAACCUCUGAUAAAAAUCUCUUUGAAAUGAAUAUGUGACUUAAGAACAGGCUGAUUUAUCAGCAUCACAAAUUACUGUACAGAAGUUCAGGGCUGUGUAUUUAAGAGGUCUCCACUGUAUAAACUUAUCUCAGUAUUGUCUCUCUUUGGAGAAGCAGAGUCCAACUUUUUUGGUUCAUACAAUGUUGUAGCACUUUUUCUUUACCUACAGCUUAGUCACAUCUUGUGAUAGUUUUAUUUCCAUAAUUUAUGAGUAUAGCACAUGUAUUAAAUUUUUGACUAUUUUUACUUUUGUCCUAUUUAUUUCAUUAUUAAACUGAGAAGUUCCUUUGUCACUACUUAUCAGA
Messenger RNA from Serinus canaria (Common canary), 5608 nucleotides. It is a transcript of the gene DENND5A, whose product is annotated as DENN domain containing 5A. Gene Ontology annotation, molecular function: guanyl-nucleotide exchange factor activity; small GTPase binding. The transcript has 23 exons. Lineage: Eukaryota; Metazoa; Chordata; Aves; Passeriformes; Fringillidae. Bases 128 to 3991 code for a protein of 1287 amino acids. The record is from RefSeq and is a predicted model, not a curated record.